CACACACACAAUCAUGUCCGUCUCUACCCUGGACGUGGCCGCCGAGCUGGAGUCCCUCCAGUCUCGCUUCAAGCCCAUUUCUGUUGAGAAGGACGUCCCGGUCCACAUGGAUCUCGGCCUCCUCACCCUGUCGGAUCCUGCGGCCAUCUCCGCCGAGACCGUCGCUGCCGAGCCCGACUUCCUCAAGAACCUGGCUCGCGACAAUGCGCAGCUUCUGAUGAACGCCAUCCUUUCGCUGCCGACCGAGCGCAAUGACUUUGCCCUGGUGGCCAGCCUUCCGGCCAUCACCACCCGCCUGCCGCGUGAGAAGACCCUGCCCUCCGGGCCGGCUCUCACUCGCUGGGAGAAGUUCGCCAAGGAGAAGGGCAUCCAGAAGCGCAAGAAGUCCAAGAUGGUCUUCGACGAGGCCAAGGAGGAGUACCUGCCGCGCUUUGGCUACAAGCGCGCCAACGACGACACCAAGGACUGGCUCAUCGAGGUCCCGAAGAAUGCCGACCCCUACCAGGACCAGUUUGCCGCACGCGAGGCGGCCAAGAAGGAGCGCGUCAGCAAGAACAAGAAGAACCAGAAGCGCAACCAGGCCUCGGCGGCCAUUACCGCGCAGGGUGCCCCGGUGGGCAUCAUGCCGCAGGCCGCCGGCAAGGCCACCGCCCGCGUCAAGGGUGCCCUCUCCUCGACGGCCAAGGUGGCGGUCGAUGCCCAGGCUCUGGCCCAGGCGCGCAAGCAGCGUGCCCAGCUCAAGGAUCGCCUGCGCGAGACCCUCUCCACCACGCAGAUUUCUACCGCCUCCAUGGGCCGCUUCGACAAGGCCCUCAAGCGCGACAAGCCGGUGGUCGAUCGUGUGGCCAAGAAGAAGUCCCAGGUGACCGGCCGCGAGGCCGAGGAGCGCCUCCAGGCCCUGAAGAUCCUGAAGCAGGUGGCCCGCAAGCGCGGUGUCAACGCCGAGCUGGUCAACGCCCGCAAGGCGGCUCACCUGGACUCCGUUGCCCAGGCCGAGGAGCGCCGGGGGCAGCCGCGCAUGGCUCCGGGGGCCAAGCGCAAGCUCGCCGCCGCCAAGGCUCGUGCCCGGAAGUAAGUGCGCAUCCGGUGCAUGUGGCCAUGCCCUUGACAUCUGCCGCAUUGUGGCCCACUGCCUUCUGCUCCUUCCUCCAGCUUUUUUACAGACACAUUCGCACGCACGAGACAUGCACACAUGCGCAUUCAUCCAUACACACACACACAUAUAUAUAUA
This is a messenger RNA of Fonticula alba, 1231 nucleotides long. RefSeq lists its product as hypothetical. Gene Ontology annotation, biological process: ribosomal large subunit export from nucleus; ribosome biogenesis; ribosomal large subunit biogenesis. The record is from RefSeq and is a predicted model, not a curated record. Gene Ontology annotation, cellular component: nucleolus; nucleus; preribosome, large subunit precursor. Lineage: Eukaryota; Rotosphaerida; Fonticulaceae. The coding region runs from base 14 to 1075 and encodes 353 amino acids. The transcript has 3 exons. Gene Ontology annotation, molecular function: protein binding.